AGGCGGCCGGCGAGCGCAGCUGAGAGCCAGUAGCGCCGAGAGCGCUGGGUCCGGAGAGUCGCGUACGCGGAGGGUCUCGGGGUGGGCGCCGCGGGACCUCGCCGGGCCAUGGCACCCCCUGUCAAAGGGAAAAGGAAACAGUCAGAGGAGAGUGACCCCCUAGACCCACCCUCAUCCCCUAAACCCGAUGGUGAGCAGAGCAGGAGCCAGAGCCCCAUCCAGCUGGAGGACUCCCCCGAGGCAGGCAGGGAGCGGGAGGAGGAGCAGGCCUUCCUGGUCAGCCUCUACAAGUUCAUGAAGGAGCGACACACGCCCAUCGAGAGGGUGCCCCAUCUCGGCUUCAAGCAGAUUAACCUGUGGAAGAUCUACAAGGCGGUGGAGAAGCUGGGGGCCUAUGAGCUGGUGACCGGUCGCCGCCUCUGGAAGAACGUGUACGACGAGCUGGGGGGCAGCCCAGGCAGCACCAGCGCGGCCACCUGCACUCGCCGCCACUACGAGAGGCUGGUCCUCCCAUAUGUGCGACACCUGAAGGGGGAGGAUGACAAGCCACUGCCCCCCUCCAAGCCCAGGAAACAAUACAAGAUGGCCAAGGAGCAGCGGGCAGAUGACGGGGCCACUGAGAGGCCGAAGAAGACCAAGGAGGAGCGGCGGGUGGACCAGAUGAUGCUAGGAAAGACCAAAACAGAUGUCCUGGACCCAGCACCGCUUCCCAGCCAGGAGCCCCCCAGGGACAGCACAGAACAGCUGGGCCCAGCCUCUGGGCCCUCUCUGCCCUUCGUGGGUGCCAGCAGCUGCCCUGAGGCCUAUAAGCGGCUCCUGUCCAGCUUCUACUGUAAAGGGACACAUGGCAUCAUGUCACCACUGGCCAAAAAGAAGCUCCUGGCCCAGGUGAGCAAGGCAGAGGCCUUGCAGUGCCAGGAGGAAGGCUGUCGCCAUGGGGCAGGUGGCCCGGACAUGGAGCCCCAGGCGUCCCCAGCCAUUCAUCCCCCAGAGAGUCCCCGGAGCCCAGGAGGGCUGGCUGAGAAUUCCAGGCACCAGCUGACCCCUCAGGAGGGGUUGCAGGCCCCUGGCAGCAGCCUCAGGGAGGAGGCUCAAGCGGGCCCCUGUCCCUCGGCCCCCAUCUUCACGGGCUGUUUCCACGCUUAUCCCACCGAGGUGCUGAAGCCCGUCAGCCAGCACCCCCGGGACUUCUUCUCCAACUUUAAAGAUGGAGUGCUCUCGGGGCCUCCCAGCAAAGAGGAGGGACUGUCAAUCAAAGAGCCCCAGCUCGUGUGGGGCGGGGAUGCCAACCGCCCCUCUGCAUUCCACAAAGGCGGUUCCAGGAAGGGCAGCCUCUACCCCAAGCCCAAAGCCUGCUGGGUGUCCCCCAUGGCCAAAGUCCCGGCCGAGAGCCCUGUGCCCCCAUCAGCCUUCCCCAGCAGCCCAGGCCUCAGCAGCAAGCGCAGCCUGGAGGAAGAGGGCUUUGCCCAUGGUGGCAAAAAACUGCGGGCAGUGUCUCCCUUUCUUAAGGAGGUGGACGCCAAGGAGUAUGGGGCCAAACCCACAGGGCCCGGCCUGGCCGUCUCCUGCCUGCUGGGCCCAGCCCCCCCAGAGGCCUACAGGGGCACCAUGCUGCGCUGCCCGAUGAACUUCGCCAGCACCCCGGACCCCUUAAAGGGCCAGGCCACGCUCCCCUUCAGCCCCCUGGUCAUCCCGGCCUUCCCGGCCCACUUCAUGGCCACUACAGGCCCCUCACCCAUGGCCACUGGACUGAUGCACUUCCCCCCGACAUCCUUUGACAGUGCCCUCCGCCACAGACUUUGCCCAGCUGCGUCUGCCUGGCACGCACCGCCAGUCACGACCUAUGCAGCGCCCCACUUCUUCCAUCUCAACACCAAGCUGUAGGGCAGAGUCUGCCAUGGCCUGGGAUGAGCAGGUGCUGCCAGGGGCUCUGGGCUACAGCACACUAACUGGGACACCUGGGCCGUGCCCCAGCCAGGCAGCCUGGUGUAAAUAAAGAGGAAGGCGGUAGGAAAACUGGGUUUGUCUCAAGGAGGAGCCCGAGCUGCUUGGGAAAGGAUGUGCAGGGUGGCAGAGCCCCCAGAGCAGAGGCCAGGAGCUGGGCGGGGCCACUCAGGGCAUCCAGGUCGCCCAUGGAAAAUCCAAUAAAAAGACACCAAUGUGCAUCUACCCCGCUCCGCGGUGUGCAUGGCGUGGACCUUUGCAAGGGCAGGCGAGAUGGAGGCAAGCCCGUGGGUGGGGCUGCCAGUGGGGGAGCGAAGGAGAUGGACCUGAGUGGGCCCAGAGCAAACCUCAGCCUUCUGCUCACAUGUCAGCAGCUCUGAUGCCCAUUCUGUGCCUUCAAACUGUGUUCCUACUUGAGCCUCCGGGCACUGCGUGUUGCCUUCCUCCUUGUGCACGUAGGGGUCCAAGGCUCAGGAGGGUAGGUGACUUCCGCAGCUUCCCUCAGCAGGCAAGGAACAGGGCAGUGUGACUCCACUGUCCUGAGCUGAGCCACAGAACCCCAGGGUGUCGAGAUGAGCCCUGUGGCUGUUAUUAGCGCUCCAGGGGGGUGAAGGUGUGACCUGGAAGCCCGAGUUGGUCUACCCUGGUGGUGGACACAGACUUGUGGGGCUGCCAGAUCCUCUCGGUGACCCCCACCCCACCCACCUUGCCUGCCCCAUAAGGACCAGCCGGGAAGGCCCACUGGGGUGGAAAUAGCUGGGGGUUCUUGGGGGAAAGGGGAGUGAAGGGGCCCAUCUCAGCCUGGGCAUCUGCAUUGAAACAAACUCCAGUAGGUCCAGUUGUGGCUGUUCCAGGAGGCGCACACAGAAACCCUGCAGCCUAAUGCCUCCUUCCUGCGGGCUCCAGGUGGGAGCAGGGGCCUUUCAGAAUCUCCCUUCCCUCCCUCCACAGGAAGCCUGUUCUCAGAGCAGCUUAACACCUGUCCUGGGGAAAGCAGGGCCACCAUUGGCCAAGCGGAUGCCGGGGCUGCAGGCAGCCUUUGACCGAGACACUGCAACCUGCCCUGCCCUCUGGGGCCACAUCUGCAGGGAUGCUCUUGACCUCAGGCCACAAGAGGGGCAAUCUAGCGUGACCUCCUUAGUUCCUGGGUGGGGCGGCCAAUGCCAGGGGUCUUGCUUGCCCAGGGCCACCAUCUGGGAUGACGGAAUCCAGGUCAGGGAACAUGCAAAAUGCCUGGCACCAGGGAGUGGGUGGCCAAGGCAGGAAGGCCCCACCCUGUCCAGCCUCUGCCUCCCUAGGAGCUGCCUGUGGAGGGUGGGCUCAGGCACAGGUGCCCUCCAAGUGAGACCACUUGAUGGGUGCUCAGGGGGUGGUGGUCCCUGCCGUCAUGAGCACUCUUAGUUCUGCAGGGGCGUCUCCAAUUUCCUGCCUUCCAAGAGAUGCUGAGAUGCCAGCCUGGGAAUCUGUGUGACCAGCCCCGAGCUCCUGAUUCCCACACACAGCCAUGUACAGCCCAUCUCUCUGAGCCUCCAGAGGCCCCAUGGUUGAUGAAGAAUGGGGAGGGGGCUGAGUUCCGCCCACCCUCCAGGCAAACACCCUGGCCCUGGGUGCUGGGCCACAGGUCAACGAGUCACAUCGCCUGGAUAGAGAGAAGGUGAGAGCUACCUGUUGUGUGCAGGGACAUAUCUGAGAUGGGGCAGAUAUGGGUCCUCUUCAUCUGCAAAGCAUCAUUGGCCUGGCCCUGGCACAAAGGUGAGCAGGUGCCUGGCUCUAGGACUUGGGCGCAGAAGGCUCAGCGCUGUGCUGGUGGUGCCCUCUGGAGGCUCGUCUGGAGAAUGCACCUUCCCUGUGGGCGUCUGUGUCCUGGGCAGGUGGACUCGGGGUCAGGACGCUGCAAAAGAUGCUAGAGCUGAAUGCAAGUCAUGCUUCCUUGGAAACCUCGCCCUGCAGCUCCGGUGUGCCAGCUUUACAUGAUUCUCUCUUUCAUUCCUCACGAUUCCCGGAGAAGGCCCUGUCCCCGUUUACAGCACAGAACAGAGGAGUCCAGCCAGUGCUUCUGUUUCCUCAGUGAGCAGAGAGUGAGGAUGGGGACUGGGGUUGGAGGUCUGGGUAGAGGAGAGAAGGGGAACAAGUGAGCUCACAGAGUGGAGCAAGGCCACAGCAGGGCGGUGCCAUGGGGGCCCCGGAAAGCGAGAGGCUGCGCUCCAGGUCAAUGGCCCUGGUGUCGUGAGCCCAGGCAGCCAGCUGGGUGCAGCCCCGAGUGGGAGCUCGGGUGCAGCAGAGAGGCACAGCGACCUGAGGUGGGUGCAGGGAGCGAUGGCAACAGAGGGCCAUGGAAUCGAAGCUGGAGGGUGGAGGAGCCAAGGACAGGCAGUGGGACCAAGGGACUGCUGGGGAGAUAGAGAGCUGGCUGAAGUCAUCACAGGUAUUGGGCACAUUCACAGGACUGAGUGGAGGAGGAGGCCGGGGCGCAGGGAGCAAGGAGGAGGGUUGUGAGAUGGAGGGGCACGCGGUGCACAGCAAGGACAUGAUGCAGGGGCAGCAACAGGCUCUGGCAGCAAGGGGGGCCCCACGUGCCUCCCUCGGGGCAGUGGAGAAGUGGCCACACUGGAGGGGGCUGCAGGGGCACAGUCUGGGGUGGGCACAGCCAAGGGCUGGCAAGGAGGUGCCAGAGGGGCAGCCAGAAGCCCAGACAAGUGAGAGAUGCCUGUGGCUCAGCAAAGACACAGACUUAAGACCAGAGGCUGCCGACAGUGGCCUGAGAUGUUUAAAUGUUUUUUAAUAUAGUUGCUGGCAUUUACAAAUCAGAUUUCGCAUUCAAAAAUUUGAAUAUCAGGCUUCUCUUUAAAAACCAGAAUUUCUGGUCACAUGGGACCACUUCCUGGAGCUGAGCAGUGGCUGCUGCCCCUUGAACAGGGCGACCUGCCUGCUGACUGCAGUCUCCCCAGCCCUCCUCCCCAUGCCCGACGGACCCGGCCGUCCACCGCCUGCCACUGCUCAGACUCCAGGCUGCGGCUUCCAGGUUCUGAGGCUCCUUCCCACCUUGGGGCUUCUUGGCUCUGUGCCUGGCAUUCCCACCACCUGUGGGGCCUUGCCAUCGGGCCCUUGAGGGGUCAGUGGGUAGAGAGGGAAGAUCAAGAAGCUGGAAGCCAGAACACAGGCCCUGAGACCUGGCUCCCCCACGGGGUCAGCGUAUCAGAGACGGCUCUCAGGCCUUUCACUUGCAAGCAACAGAAACAAACCUGACCCAGGCAGGGGAGAGCCUGAGCGACGCAGAACUGCGGGGAGAGCUGAACACCCAGAUCAUGGGGCUCAGGGGACAGAAGUGCCUCUCUGGGGCAUUGACAUUGGUGAGCUGGAGCCGGCUCCUCCGGCCCCAGAGAGCGGACUACAGGCAUCUCUUCCCAACUCCGUAUUCAGUGAUGCCUACUGGGAGCUUGAAGCCAAGGCAGGAAUAUCUACACUCUCUCAGAAAUCAGCAAGGGCUAUAAACCAGAGCUCCUCCCACGCCCAGCCAGUGGCUAAUCACCUGCCGCACGCACCACCAACUGCCUCCUGCCUGAGUCCUGCUGAAGGAUGCACUUUCAGGAGAGAAGCUGAUCCAAGGCCUGUGCCCACCUGUGUUCCCAAGGCCUGGUGUCUACCAGGUGACCAAAACAGCAGCUGCCACACUGGUGACACCACGGGCAUACACUUCUCUAGGCUUAUGUUUCCUCAUCUGUGAUAUGGAAGUUGAGUCACCUCUACCUCAAGAGUCACAGGCAUUUAGUGAAAGUGCUCUGUAAACUGAAGUUCUGAUGCAAGGGAGUUAUCACCUCCCUCCCGCCUGGAGUUCUGCUCAGCCAGCCUGACCACCCCCCUGC
Molecule: messenger RNA, 5807 nt
Organism: Propithecus coquereli (Coquerel's sifaka)
Lineage: Eukaryota; Metazoa; Chordata; Mammalia; Primates; Indriidae
Gene: ARID5A
Product: AT rich interactive domain 5A (MRF1-like)
Exons: 7
Coding region: 109-1884 (591 amino acids)
Biological process (GO): regulation of transcription by RNA polymerase II
Cellular component (GO): nucleus
Molecular function (GO): transcription cis-regulatory region binding
Source: RefSeq, a predicted model, not a curated record